AUGACCGACGACUACCCGUCCUUCGGCGACUCCUCCCUCCUCGGCGCCAACGCCUACUACCCGUUCGGCCCGGGGAGGGGCUGGAGCGCAGCCAUUCCAACGGCUGGAGAACGCGCGCCGGCCUGGGGGACUCCGCUUGCGAUCCCGCUCCAGCCAGAGGCCGCGUGA
This is a messenger RNA of Emiliania huxleyi CCMP1516, 168 nucleotides long. RefSeq lists its product as hypothetical. The record is from RefSeq and is a predicted model, not a curated record. NCBI's taxonomy places the organism in Eukaryota, Haptophyta, Isochrysidales, Noelaerhabdaceae. The transcript is spliced from 2 exons. The coding region runs from base 1 to 168 and encodes 55 amino acids.